CGAUAAGGAAGGUAAAAAUUCGAUACCUCGAUAGUACCAUCGAUAGUUUGCCGGCACAGGGAAUUGUGAAUUAUCCCGGAAUAGGCGAAUAAUGAAGCUCAGCGUGGACGGCCUGCUGGUGUACUUUCCGUACGAGUACAUCUACCCGGAACAAUAUGCCUACAUGCUGGAACUUAAGCGCAGCCUGGACGCCAAGGGCCACUGCCUGUUGGAAAUGCCCUCGGGAACGGGCAAGACGGCCACGCUGCUCUCCCUGAUCGUGGCCUACAUGGUGGAGCAUCCGGAGACGGUGCGCAAGCUCAUCUACUGCUCGCGUACUGUUCCGGAGAUCGAGAAGGUGAUCGCGGAGCUGCAGAACCUAAUGGUUUACUACGAGCGCCACUGCCCUAAUCCACCACCCUUCACCGGUCUGGUGCUCAGCUCAAGGAAGAACAUGUGCAUCCAUCCGGAGGUCAGCAAGGAGCGCGAGGGCAAGGCCGUGGACGGCAAAUGUUACGGACUCACCGCCAGCUACAUUCGCGAACGGCACGAUAUGGACGCCGAGACGCCCAUCUGCCAGUACUUUGAGGGAUUUAGCCUGGAGGGUAAGGAGUCCACAUUGCCGGUCGGCGUCUACAGCAUCGAUGACCUCAAGGAAUACGGUCGAUCGCGCAACUGGUGUCCCUACUUCUUAGCUCGCUAUGCUAUUGCCCAUGCUCACAUUGUGGUAUACAGUUACCACUACCUAUUGGAUCCGAAGAUUGCCCAGGUGGUAUCGAAGGAGAUGAGCCGCGAGUCCUGUGUGGUUUUUGAUGAGGCGCACAACAUCGACAACGUUUGCAUCGAUUCGAUGAGUGUGAAGAUCAACAGACGCACCGUGGAGCGAAGCACGAAUGCUUUGAACCAUCUAACUAAACUGGUUCAGGACAUUCGCGAAGAGGACACAAAUCGCCUGAACGAGGAGUAUCAGCGCAUGGUUCAGGGCCUGAAGGAUGCCAGUGUGCAGCGCGACACGGACAUGAUCCUGGCCAAUCCGGUCCUGCCAAACGAUGUCCUAACCGAGGUGGUGCCCGGAAACAUUAGAAACGCCGACCAUUUCCUUAGCUUUCUGCGUCGAUUCAUCGAGUAUAUCAAGACGAGAUUGCGCGUUCAUCAUGUCGUUCAGGAGUCGCCUGCGGGCUUCCUUAAAGAUAUUUCCUCCAAGAUUUGUAUAGAGCGAAAGCCUCUGCGUUUUUGCGCUGAGCGCCUGUCCAGUCUUCUGCGCACGCUUGAGAUCAAUGAUUUGACGGAAUUUGGAGCCCUUACUCUGAUUACACACUUCGCCACCCUGGUGUCCACCUACACAAAGGGCUUCACAAUCAUUAUAGAACCCUUCGACGAUAAAACGCCGACUGUUUCGAAUCCCAUUUUGCACUUUAGUUGCCUAGACUCUUCCAUUGCCAUGGCUCCGGUAUUUUCGAGAUUUCAAACCGUGGUCAUUACUUCGGGAACGUUGUCACCCAUGGACAUGUACCCGAAGAUACUCGAUUUCGAUCCAGUGGUCAUGAGCAGCUUUACCAUGACGCUGACCCGUCCAUGUCUCCUUCCUAUGAUUGUAUCGAAGGGCAACGACCAGGUCACCAUUUCGUCCAAGUUCGAGACGCGAGAAGACACCGCUGUCAUCCGAAACUAUGGCCAGCUGUUGGUGGAGGUGGCAAAGACAGUGCCCGACGGUAUUGUAUGCUUCUUCACCUCCUAUUUGUACUUGGAGUCUGUGGUGGCCUCCUGGUAUGAUCAGGGAAUCGUCGACACCCUGCUUCGCUACAAGCUUCUAUUCAUUGAGACUCAGGACAAUGCCGAGACCAGCUACGCCCUGAUGAACUAUGUUAAGGCCUGCGAUUGUGGUCGUGGAGCAGUGCUGUUGGCUGUGGCGCGUGGCAAGGUCUCCGAGGGUGUGGAUUUCGACCAUCAUUAUGGUCGCGCGGUGCUCAUGUUCGGCAUCCCCUACGUGUACACGCAGUCGCGGAUUCUCAAGGCCCGAUUGGACUACCUGCGGGAUCAGUUUCAGAUACGUGAGAACGACUUCCUGACCUUCGACGCCAUGCGUCAUGCGGCCCAGUGCGUGGGCCGUGCGCUGCGCGGCAAGACGGACUACGGCAUCAUGAUCUUCGCGGACAAGCGCUUCUCGCGCCACGACAAGAGGUCGCGUCUGCCCAAGUGGAUCCAAGAGCACCUGGUGGACAGUUUCUGCAACCUGAGCACGGAGGAGGCCGUGCAGCUGGCCCGUCGUUGGCUGCGGCGCAUGGCGCAACCGUUCACACGGGAGGACCAGCUGGGCAUCUCACUGCUGACCCUCGCCCAGCUGGAGAACAUGGAGCAGGAGAAGCUUGAGCGGCAGGCCCAGGGCAAGCAGGGCGUUGGCGGCGAGGUGCAGGAGCUGUGAGAUGUGGAAGGUGCCGGGUGCCAACCGGCUCUUUGUCGACUGCCUUCCGGGAAUAACUCAACGCAGCACAAGCCGUCAGCUAAUGACAUUGAAUGCCAUUAAAUGCGGAUCACAACGGCGAUGCUGGAAAAUUUAAAAGUAAAAUUUUUUUCGGCUGCCAAGCAAAUCGGACGUAAAUGUCCAAUUAAUGGCUAAUUAAUAUUAUUUAUAAUUUCGCGGGCAUGACUAACUUAACUGGCCGCUCAAGGCGGCGAAAGGGCGCAAGCGCAGCGCGAGUUUUGCUCUUGCAGUUGAAUUCGUAUCUAUACCUGUGAUUGUAUCCGGAUUAGUUGAGCUGCAAAUUUAGAACUAAGCGAUCGUGAAGUACACUACUAGCACACAAAGUCGGCUAACACAAUGUAAAAUAAAGUAAAUAUCUUUUUAAAUGUA
Molecule: messenger RNA, 2830 nt
Organism: Drosophila sechellia
Lineage: Eukaryota; Metazoa; Arthropoda; Insecta; Diptera; Drosophilidae
Gene: Xpd
Product: general transcription and DNA repair factor IIH helicase subunit Xpd
Exons: 8
Coding region: 92-2401 (769 amino acids)
Biological process (GO): transcription by RNA polymerase II; nucleotide-excision repair; positive regulation of mitotic recombination
Cellular component (GO): nucleus
Molecular function (GO): ATP binding; DNA helicase activity; damaged DNA binding
Source: RefSeq, a predicted model, not a curated record